AUGAGAAUUCACAGAGGAGAGAACCCGUUCGUGUGCCUUCAGUGUGGAAAGAGCUUGACAAGCAAAGGAAACCUUAAUAUGCACAUGCAAAGUCACACCAGAGUGAAGCCUUUCAAAUGUCAGCAGUGUGGAGUGAGUUUCACAGAGAAGAAAAUCCUAACGAAUCACAUACGAAUACACACCGGAGAAAGGCCCUUCACAUGCCUUCAGUGUGGAAAGAGAUUGGCAAGCAAAGGAAACCUUAAUAUGCACAUGCAAAGUCACACCAGAGUGAAGCCUUUCACAUGUCAGCAGUGUGGAGUGAGUUUCACAGAGAAGAAAAUCCUUACGAAUCACAUACAAACACACACUGGAGAAAAGCCCUUCACGUGCCUUCAGUGUGGAAAGACUUACGCCCAGAAAGGUAACCUGAGUAGUCACAUGAGAGUUCACAACCCAGAGAAGACUUUCAAGUGCCUUCAGUGUGGAAACACCUUCAAAUGUAAAGGCACCUUUAAUUUGCACGUGCGAAUUCACAUGCAGGAGAAACCUUUCAUGUGCCCUAUGUGUGGGAAGUGUUUUUCGCAGAAAUCACACCUGAAGAUUCACAUGGGUAGUUCACACCAGAGAGAAGCCGUUACCGUGCCAGCACUGCGGGAGAGCUUUUAA
Pimephales promelas (fathead minnow) is the source of this 648-nucleotide messenger RNA. The record is from RefSeq and is a predicted model, not a curated record. NCBI's taxonomy places the organism in Eukaryota, Metazoa, Chordata, Actinopteri, Cypriniformes, Leuciscidae.